Messenger RNA from Phyllostomus discolor (pale spear-nosed bat), 1264 nucleotides. Its product is annotated as olfactory receptor 51G2-like. The transcript has a single exon. The coding region runs from base 54 to 1013 and encodes 319 amino acids. Gene Ontology annotation, cellular component: membrane. Gene Ontology annotation, molecular function: olfactory receptor activity; G protein-coupled receptor activity. The record is from RefSeq and is a predicted model, not a curated record. Gene Ontology annotation, biological process: G protein-coupled receptor signaling pathway. NCBI's taxonomy places the organism in Eukaryota, Metazoa, Chordata, Mammalia, Chiroptera, Phyllostomidae.
UCAUAGACCCUGUGAAUGCUCAUCUGCUUGGAGUUCUGUCCGUCCAGGUCAUCAUGUCAGACUCCAACAACACUGGCACCUCCUUCUUCCUAUCAGGCCUCCCAGGCCUUGAGGCUGUGUACACCUGGCUCUCCAUCCCUCUGUGUGCCAUGUAUGUGGCAUCUCUGGCAGGGAACAGCCUGAUCCUCUGGGUGGUGAGGUCAGAGCCCUCCCUGCACCAGCCCAUGUACUACUUUCUGUCCAUGCUGGCAGUGACUGACCUGGGCCUGUCUGCCUCCACACUGCCCACCAUGCUCACCAUCUACAUGCUGGGUCUCAGGGAGGUGGCAGUGGAUGUGUGUCUGGCCCAGCUCUUCUUCAUCCACACCUUCUCCAUCAUGGAGUCCUCUGUGCUGCUGACCAUGGCCUUUGACCGUGUUGUGGCCAUCAGCAACCCCCUGCGCUAUGGCACCAUCCUCACGAGUCCCCGGAUUGCCAGCUUGGGCCUGGCCAUCAUGCUACGCAGCGUGGGUCUCCACAUCCCAGCUCCCAUCAUGCUGAAGAAGCUGCCUUACUGCCGCAAUCGCCUGCUUUCCCACUCCUACUGCCUGCACCCUGAUGUCAUGAAGCUGGCCUGUGCUGACACCCACAUCAACAGUGCCUAUGGUCUCUUUGUGGUGCUCUCCACACUGGGUGUGGAUGCAGUGCUCAUUGUCCUCUCCUAUGGUCUGAUCCUCUACACAGUGUUGUCCAUUGCCUCCAAGGCAGAGCGCCUCAAAGCCCUCAACACUUGUGUCUCCCACCUCUGUGCUGUGCUGCUCUUCUACACACCUAUGAUUGGCUUAUCCAUGAUCCAUAGAUUUGGGAGGUGGGCUUCUCCAUGCAGCCAUGUACUGCUCUCCUAUCUUCACUUUCUCACUCCUCCAGUGCUUAAUCCCAUGGUUUACACCAUUAAGACCAAGCAGAUCCGCCUGAGGAUGCUGCGCCUCUUCGGGUUGGGUGGCACUGGCAUCAGAGAUUCUCAGAAUCAUUAAGUCUUUUCUAGAGAGGGAAGGCAGAAGAAACUUUAGUCCUAGUUGCUUCAUGCACCACUGAGCAUAAAGUGAGUCCCAUAGUCAGGAGAGGAAUGUCAGAGAGAGACAGUAUCAUCUUCCACAUGAAGUUCUCAUUCAUGAGAAGAAAUAAUCAUGUUCUCGUUUAUUAAUUUUUCAUUAAACAAAGUUUUGUUCAAUACCUAGCAUGUUAAAUACACUGUUGCAAACCCUGAAGAAAGAAAUAUACCUGA